This is a messenger RNA of Euleptes europaea (tarantolino), 3048 nucleotides long. RefSeq names its product CYLD lysine 63 deubiquitinase (gene CYLD). The coding region runs from base 157 to 3015 and encodes 952 amino acids. Gene Ontology annotation, biological process: positive regulation of extrinsic apoptotic signaling pathway; necroptotic process; regulation of intrinsic apoptotic signaling pathway. Gene Ontology annotation, cellular component: cytosol. NCBI's taxonomy places the organism in Eukaryota, Metazoa, Chordata, Lepidosauria, Squamata, Sphaerodactylidae. The transcript has 16 exons. Gene Ontology annotation, molecular function: cysteine-type deubiquitinase activity; K63-linked deubiquitinase activity. The record is from RefSeq and is a predicted model, not a curated record.
GCUCCGGAUUUAGCUCUCUUGAACAUGAAUGAAGAAUCUUUAACUUGUUAUUGGGACCAGGCCUUCUAGUGGAAUCUUCUAAUUCCUCUGCAGCUAUGCUGGCCCCUCGCCUGCCUUGAAGAUCUCUCUUUGUGUUUGUACAAAGUUUGUGCUGCAAUGAAUUCAGGCUUGUGGAGUCAAGAGAAAGGCGGCUCGUCUUAUUGGGAAGAGCGUAUAUUUUAUUUGCUUCUCCAAGAAUGCAGCGUUAUAGACAAACAGACUCAGAAGUUAUUGAAGGUUCCAAAGGGGAGCAUCGGCCAGUUCAUUCAGGAUCGUUCUUCUGGAGGACAUACCAGAAGUAUCCCCAAAAGUAAAAAAGUGCAAGUAGGAAUCAAGAUUUUGGAGCAGCCUCACGCCAUCCUGUUUGUGGAUGAGAAGGAAGUUGUAGAAAUAAAUGAGAAAUUAGCAGAGCUGCUCUUGGCCAUUACCAAUUGCGAGGAAAGAUACAGUAUAUUUAAGAACAAAGAUAGACUGGCUAAAGGUCUCCAUAUAGAGGUUGGUUCGCAGGUGAGAGUGCAGCUCAGAUCAGGAGACGAAAAAUAUCCCGGAGUUGUGCGGUUUAGAGGACCGCUGUUGCAAGAAAGAUCACUUUCUGGGAUUUUUUUCGGAGUAGAGCUUCUGGAAGAAGGCCGCGGCCAGGGCUUUACCGAUGGACAGUACCAAGGCAAACAGCUGUUCAGAUGCGACGAAGACUGCGGCGUUUUUGUUGCACUUGACAAACUGGAGCUGGCGGAAGAUGAUGACAAUGAACUGGAGAAUGACUAUGCUGCUCCAGUUGACUCCAUGCAGGUAGAACUUCCUCCUUUGGAGCUCAACUCCAGGGUUUCUGUGAAGAUAGGAAAGAAUAUAGAGUAUGGGACAGUUAUAUUCUGUGAUGUCUUACCAGGAAACGAGAGUUUAGGAUACGUGGUUGGAGUGGACAUGGACAAUCCGAUUGGAAACUGGGAUGGAAGAUACAAUGGACAGCAGCUGUGCAGUUUUGCAAGUGUCGAGAGCACGCUUCUCUUGCAUAUCAAUGAUGUUAUCCCAGAGGCUGUGUCUCAGGACAGGAGACCUCCCAAACUUGCCUUUACCUCUAGAGCUGGCUGUGACAAAGGAUUCAGUCACAACAAGCCGAAGUCGACAGGUGCGCUCUCUGACCCUGGAAGCAGAAACAGAUCAGAGUUCUUCUACGCCUUAAAUGGCUCCUCAGUAGAUUCUCAGCCGCAGCCGAAAUCGAAAAACACGUGGUAUAUCGAUGAAGUUGCUGAAGACUCUGCAAAAUCCCUUAACGACUCAUCUCCUGGGUUUGGGCAUUCUUCGCCACCACUCCAGCCUCCCCCAACGAACAGUUUAUCUGCUGAAAACCGGUUCCACUCUCUGCCUUUCAGCCUGACAAAGAUGUCCAGCAGUAACAAUGCUAUUGGCCACAGCCCUCUCUCUUUAUCUGUUCAGUCGGUUAUCGGAGAGGGGAGUGCCGGGAACCCCCAGGACAGCCCGCCAUCGACCGUUGCGCCCGUCAACAUGCACGGGCUCGAAGCAGGUUCCUUGGCUGAAGUGAAGGAGAACCCCCCUUUCUACGGAGUAAUCCGCUGGAUUGGUCAGCCGCCAGGAGUAAAUGAAGUGUUAGCUGGACUAGAACUGGAAGAGGAAUGCGCAGGCUGUACAGAUGGUACAUUUAAAGGGACUCGAUACUUUACGUGCGCACCCAAGAAGGCCCUGUUUGUGAAGCUGAAGAGCUGUAGGCCAGAUUCCAGGUUUGCUGCGUUACAGCCCGUAUCCAACCAGAUUGAACGCUGUAACUCUUUAGCAUUCGGCGGCUAUUUGAGCGAAGUGGUUGAAGAGAACACUCCUCCAAAAAUGGAAAAAGAAGGCUUGGAAACCAUGAUCGGAAAGAAGAAAGGAAUCCAGGGUCAUUAUAACUCCUGCUAUUUAGACUCGACUUUAUUCUGCCUGUUUGCGUUCAGCUCAGUUUUGGAUACCGUUUUGCUUAGACCAAAAGAGAAGAACGACGUAGAAUAUUAUAGUGAAACUCAAGAGCUUCUGCGGACAGAGAUCGUCAAUCCUCUCAGAAUAUACGGAUACGUGUGUGCAACAAAAAUAAUGAAGUUGAGGAAAAUCUUAGAAAAAGUUGAAGCAGCUUCUGGAUUCACUUCUGAAGAGAAAGAUCCAGAAGAAUUUUUGAACAUUUUGUUUCAUCAUAUUUUGAGAGUUGAGCCAUUGUUAAAAAUAAGAUCAGCAGGACAAAAGGUACAGGACUGUUACUUCUAUCAGAUUUUUAUGGACAAGAACGAGAAAGUUGGCGUUCCUACCAUACAGCAGUUACUGGAAUGGUCCUUCAUCAACAGCAGUUUGAAAUUUGCAGAGGCCCCCUCAUGUCUGAUCAUUCAGAUGCCUCGGUUCGGAAAAGACUUCAAAAUGUUCAACAAAAUUUUUCCUUCCCUGGAGUUGAAUAUCACAGACCUUUUGGAAGACACUCCUAGGCAGUGCCGUAUAUGCGGAGGGCUCGCAAUGUAUGAAUGCAGAGAAUGCUACGAAGAUACAGACAUCUCUGCAGGCAAAAUCAAGCAGUUUUGCAAAACUUGCAACACACAAGUUCACCUUCAUCCCAAAAGGCAGAGUCAUAAGUUCAAUCCGGUGUCUCUUCCUAAAGACCUACCUGACUGGGACUGGAGGCACGGAUGCAUCCCUUGCCAGAAGAUGGAGUUGUUUGCCGUUUUGUGUAUAGAAACGAGCCACUAUGUGGCUUUUGUUAAGUACGGCAAGGGCGACUCUGCCUGGCUCUUCUUUGACAGCAUGGCGGAUCGGGAUGGAGGCCAAAAUGGCUUCAACAUUCCUCAAGUGACUCCGUGUCCAGAAGUUGGGGAGUAUUUGAAAAUGUCUCUAGAGGAGCUGCAUUCCCUGGACUCGCGGAGGAUUCAAGGCUGUGCGCGAAGGCUACUUUGUGACGCUUACAUGUGUAUGUAUCAGAGCCCAACCAUGAGCUUGUACAAGUAAAAACCUGUUGACUGGGAAAGAAGGACACGGGGG